Molecule: messenger RNA, 1074 nt
Organism: Kluyveromyces marxianus DMKU3-1042
Lineage: Eukaryota; Fungi; Ascomycota; Saccharomycetes; Saccharomycetales; Saccharomycetaceae
Gene: AGX1
Product: alanine--glyoxylate transaminase
Exons: 1
Coding region: 1-1074 (357 amino acids)
Cellular component (GO): peroxisome
Molecular function (GO): L-alanine:glyoxylate transaminase activity; L-serine:pyruvate transaminase activity
Source: RefSeq, a predicted model, not a curated record
AUGGUAUCCUCCGGAGUGAGAGAAGCUAUGGGUAUCCAAUCUCUAGCACAUACUUCCCCUGAGUUUAUUAAGAUCUUCCAACAGGUUUUGCAAAAGCUAAGAAAAGUGUUCCAAAGCACAAAUCCUAGCGAUCAACCAAUCGUUUUGUCUGGUUCCGGAACUUUAGGUUGGGAUAUUGCCGGUACCAAUUUGGUUUCUUCUGGAGACAACGUUUUGACCGUUUCUACCGGGUUCUUCUCGGAUUCUUUUGCUCAGUGUUUGGAGUCCUACGGCACCAAUGUUGAUGUGUUGAAGAGUGAGCCGGGGAAGGUCGUUCCAUUAGAGAAAAUUGAGUCGCAGCUUAAAUCAAAGACAUAUCAAGUCAUUACUUUGACCCAAGUUGACACUUCCACAGCUACUUUGCUAGAUGUAGCCAGUGUCGCAAAGCUUGUCCAAAAAGUGUCGCCACAGACUUUCAUCGUCGUUGACGGGGUAUGUUCCAUCGGUUGCGAAGAGUUCAAGUUUUCCGAAUGGGGAAUUGAUUACGUAUUAACCGCAUCGCAAAAGGCCUUGGGUGUUCCUUCUGGAUUGAGCGUUUCUUUGAUAAGCGAACGUGCCCUUAAAUACGCGCUAAACAAGAAGUCUACCCAAGGUUUCUUCACCAACUUAAAAAGAUGGACUCCAAUCAUGCAGGCAUACGAAGCUGGCCAGGGCCAGUACUUCGCUACCCCAUCCAUCCAGUUGGUAAACGCAUUGAACGUCUCGCUUGGCGAAAUCCUAGACUACGGCCUAGAUGCCCGUGUAGCCAAGCAUAAGCAGACUUCCGACAAGUUCAAGCAGAGCUUGAAAGACUUGGGUCUCACCCUGGUAUCGGACGAUGCAUGCAGUGCCCAUGGUCUCACUGCAGUUUACGUUGAGAAUCCCGGUCACGUGAUCCAAACCUUGAAGUCCGCUAACGGCAUUGUCAUCGCCGGAGGAAUCCUACCGGAAAUCAAGAGCAAGUACAUCCGUGUUGGUCACAUGGGCAUUUCCGCUACAGACGAUAGCUUGCACCACAUCGACAAUGUCCUAACAGCCAUUAAGAACGCUAUUUAA